AUGAGACCAUCCAGAAGAUUAUUCCCCUUUUUCCUCUUCUCUCUGGUGAUUGCCCCCGUCUUCUCGACCUGCUACUACCCCAACGGCACAGCCGACGACAACUACCAACAAUGCAACAGAGUCCAAGGCGUCAACGGCAUGUGCUGCGCACUCGACCGCCCUAAUUCCCCGGGAGGGCCAGACUCCAAAGGGUAUACGGCAGACAUCUGUCUGGAGAACGGCCUGUGCCAGAAUAUCGUGCAAAAGAUGAGUACAGGCCAGAUGGUCUACACGUACUGGCGGACUCUGUGCACCAGCACGGACUGGUCGACGAACGGAUGCUUGAACGUCUGCACUCAGGGCGAGGUAUAUCCGGGGCAUACUGUCCCGCUCACGCCGUGCGAGAAUUCCCCGGGCUCGAGGACCUGGUGCUGUGGGCAGAAUAACACUGCGUGUUGUGGGACUUCAGAGGCGAUCAUACUUGCGCCGAUGCUGGCGGUGGGGCUUUUGGCGCCAACUUCGUCGGUGGCGUCUACCUCUGUUAGUACGGCAUCUCCCUCGAGCGCUUCUCCGGCCACGACAGCGGCCUCUGUGCCUACAACGGCGAUAUCUGCAUCUGCAUCGCAGCCACGCGAUUCCUCCCUAUCAACAGGCGUGAAAGUAGGAAUUGGGAUUGGUGUAGGUGUGGGAUCGGUAGUGGUGUUUGGUUCCUUGGCCGUUCUCCUCGUCAGAUGGCGAAGGCGAUUGGUUUCGAGGCGGCCGUUCCCCUUCAGCGGUCUGGGGAUUAUCUCCCGAGGCCAGGUGCAGGAGAAAGCAGCCGAUGGACCGCUGACAAGGCAUGAGCUCUCAGGUCGCAAUGUAGUGGAAGCGGAAGGGGAGAGUCCUGUUGUCGGUGGAGGUAAUAAGCCCGGAGCUUUUACUACGUAG
Molecule: messenger RNA, 906 nt
Organism: Aspergillus lentulus
Lineage: Eukaryota; Fungi; Ascomycota; Eurotiomycetes; Eurotiales; Aspergillaceae
Source: RefSeq, a predicted model, not a curated record